AUGCAGGAAGAUCAGCCGACUAAGCAGGUAGGCCAAAAAAACGAUGGAUUUGGCAACAAGAACAAGGACAAGCGCAGGCCACACCCACAAGGAGACGCUGCGGCAGAAGAGAACUACACUAAGUUCACCAUCCCCAUACAUCGAAUCUUAGCCCAAGUGAAGAACAAACCGUGGAUAAGAAGACCACCACCCUUGAAAGGAGAUCCGGACAAGAGGGAUACUAGCAAAUGUUGUGCCUUCCAUGGGACGCAUAGGCACACUACAAACAACUACUUCGCUUGGAAAGCGCACCUUGAAGAACUCAUGAGGGAAGGUCACUGCACAGAAUUCAUUGCGAAGCAAGCCAUCCAGCAGAUUGAAGAUCGUGACACCGCCAAGGAGCCACCCUAG
This is a messenger RNA of Prunus armeniaca (apricot), 390 nucleotides long. The record is from the annotation of a GenBank genome assembly. Lineage: Eukaryota; Viridiplantae; Streptophyta; Magnoliopsida; Rosales; Rosaceae.